AGUCAGUUGCAGUUAGAAGAACUGCCACGGAUGUGUGGCUGACAUGCGGUGGACGCAGACAUGACCCGACCCAUUGCUUCAAAGUGUCUCACACACCAUUGGCACUGAGGCAAGCAUUCUGAACCUGUUGCCUGAACUCUCAAGAGAUCAAAAGUUCUGACAAGAAUUUUUCAUCGAAUCCCCCCAAGACGCUGGGUCCUGGGUCUAUGAAGUUCUAGGUGAAAUAGGACCAACACCAUGUACUGAACUCCUAGGGGCAGACGGGUGAGGGAUUUUUUUCUUCUUGAAUUUAUGCAAGAGAGAGAAAAGACAAGGAAUCCUCCGUUCUGAUUCUCUCCAAGGAGAAGAACACCCAAAGCAGUAAACAUGGACUGGGUGGAACAACUUAACAUUUAUGAUCUGAAAGCGCCAAAGGAUCUGCCAACAUCUGCUCCAUUCAGUGUCACUAGCAACCAAGGAUCACGGUUCCCUCGAGAUUACUAUGAUGUUAAACCAAUGAAGAUAAAGCUUAUUUGCAACUUUGGUGGUAGGUUCUUGCCAAGGCCAAGCGAUGGCGAGCUUCGGUAUAUUGGUGGUAACAGGCAUCUGAUUAAAAUCAGCCGGGACAUUUCCUGGCAAGAGUUCAUCUUGAAGACAACAAGAUUGAUAAGGAGAGCCCACACGAUAAAGUACCACAUCCCUGGGGAGCAAGUGAGCAUGCUCAUUUCCAUCACCUCUGAUGAUGACCUUCGGCAUAUGAUUGAUGAGUGCAUUGUGCUAGAAAGAAGCAGAGAAAUGCUAACCAUGUAUCUCUUCUCUGGCAACGACGAUGAGCGUCAUGUGCAUUUCAUCGUACAAGGCUCAUCCAAUGCAGAAAAGGAAGCACAGUUCAUUGCUCUUAUCAACGGGGUCAUCGCACCAGUUUAUGAUGAACUGAGAGCACAUAGCCUCGGCAGAUCUUCAGUCAAUGACCUAGACCAGCUGAUGUUUGGCAACAACGUGGAAGGAUUGCCGGCAGGCAGAACAGAGGAAGCUCCAGUGUCCAUCAGAACGAAGCCCUUGCAGAGUAUCAUGGCGCCACCAAAGACAUCAAGUGGUCAGUUGGAGAAGAUGUCUCCAAGUUCCGAGAGACGGAUGGCUAACCAAGAUUACAAGGCACACAGCACUGAAGGUAACGUGAUCUCUGCAACCAGCAAUAUUGAUAAAGCUUACCAUGGUGCAUCUGUGCCUCCUGAAUCCAAGACACAGAAAAGCGGUGGUCUCGCUGUCUCAGGGCAUCAGCAACAGACUGCCACGGAAUCUUUCGGAAAGAGCCAUGAAGCUACUGGGGUACAGGAGAAAAUAUCACCAAGGAAACAGCAAACGGCCCCAUUAGGCAACAGUAGUGUGGCGACACAGCCAUCGUCUAAAAACAAAAAAUUCCCGGUGCCACCACAUACAGGUCGGUCUGCCUACGAAAUGCCUGCAUCUUUGUCACCAAGGGGUUCCCAGAUCACAGUCAACCAACAAGGCACUGAUGAGAACACGAUAAAAUCAACAAGGAUUGUUGCCCAAGAAGAAGCUAUAUUCCACUCAGCAGAAGACCCACUGACUAGGAAGAUCAACAACUUCCAAUUGCACAAAAAGGUGGAGAUCUCAGAACCCGGUCAUGAAUCUUGUACUCCUGGUUGCAACAUCAGUACAAACUUGCAGUAUAUGGAGUCGACAGCUGCAACCAGCAGCAUGCAGAAGAACCAGCCUGCAGUUACUUCUACACCGGUCGGCUAUAGCGGCGAAGCAGUACUACUUCCUUUUGCUUUUGCAUCUUCCGACAAAACAACAAAUCUGCAACCAAAUAUUCUGGUGCGUGCUUCAAGUGAGAGAAUACAAGAACGACCCAGCAGUCCAGGACCAGAUGAACAUUCAUCAGAAAUCGCUCGAUUUCGAUCAGUUGGUACUGGUACCAUUAAUCCUCAAAUCAGAACUACACUAGCAGAAGCUAAAGAUAAUGCUGCACCAUCAAUAUCAGAGCCUGCGCUACGUGAAACCAAGAGCACUGAACAAUCUCUGCCUGCAAAUGCACUAUUGGGCAGAGAUCUUAUAAGCAAUGUCCAGAUAAUAAGCAACGAAGACCUCGAAGAUCUCCGUGAGAUGGGCUCUGGAGCAUUUGGAACUGUUUUUCAUGGAAAAUGGAGGGGAACAGAUGUUGCCAUAAAACGGAUAAAUAACAAUUGUUUUUCGUACCCAUCAUCACAGGCAGAUAAACUGAUAACCGAAUUUUGGAGAGAGGCCGCUAUCAUCUCAAAACUUCAUCACCCCAACAUUCUGGCACUUUACGGUGUCGUAAACAACGGGCCAGGGGGGACAUUAGCUACUGUAACAGAAUUCAUGGUCAAUGGGUCUCUAAAAAAAGUACUCGGUCGCAAGGACAAAUAUCUUGAUUGGCGCAAGAGGAUACUUGUUGCAAUGGAUGCAGCCAUUGGAAUGGAAUACUUGCACUCCAAGGACAUUGUCCACUUCGAUCUGAAAAGUGAUAACCUGCUGGUGAAUGUUAAGGAUCCCUCUCGUCCCAUAUGCAAGGUUGCUGAUUUUGGUUUAUCGAAAAUGAAACAAGCCACCAUGGUUUCUGGUGGAAUGAGAGGAACUCUUCCAUGGAUGGCCCCAGAAUUGCUGACAAUGAGUGGCACUAAAGUAUCUGAAAAGGUUGAUGUCUAUUCUUUUGGAGUUGUGAUGUGGGAAAUUCUCACCGGCGAGGAUCCAUAUGAUGGCAUGCACUAUGGAGGAGUCAUAGGGGGUAUUUUGAGUAACACGCUGAGGCCACCAGUGCCAACUUCAUGUAACCCGGAAUGGAGGAAACUGAUGGAGCAAUGUUGGUCAACUGAACCUUCGCAAAGACCUUCAUUCACUGAAGUUGCUACCUGUCUUCGUGGCAUUCUACGAGAAGCAAAAGUGAAUCUCUAAAGUUAAUAUGAAAGAAUUCGAGCUAUUUGUAACUCUCUGCUUGCUUGUAUAUCUAUUGUUCCAGCACAAAUUUGGUGCAAACACGAAAUGUGCUUUGAGUUUAAGAUUGCAA
Messenger RNA from Lolium rigidum, 3031 nucleotides. RefSeq names its product probable serine/threonine-protein kinase SIS8. Gene Ontology annotation, biological process: protein phosphorylation; signal transduction. NCBI's taxonomy places the organism in Eukaryota, Viridiplantae, Streptophyta, Magnoliopsida, Poales, Poaceae. Gene Ontology annotation, cellular component: cytoplasm. Bases 367 to 2919 code for a protein of 850 amino acids. The record is from RefSeq and is a predicted model, not a curated record. Gene Ontology annotation, molecular function: protein kinase activity; protein binding; ATP binding. The transcript has 9 exons.